AAAAAGUUUAAAGUGUGAAGAAGAAAAAAAAUCAGAAUUAACAUAAAAACGUUAUAAAAUUAUUGAAGCUGGUUUCUUUUUUGAAACGCGAACCAGUUUUAAAUGAUUUUUUUUUAAACUAUUAAAAAGCAAAAUAUAUUUGAGUUUUGUUUUAAUAUAAGUGUUAACAAAAAUCAACAACCAGAAUAGAUUUUAAAACCUAAAACAAAAAUUUACAUAAUUUAUUUACAUAUUGAAUACUAAAAAUAUAUAAAUACAAUAUACAUAUACAAAACAACAACAACAACAAUCUACAUUUAAAAAAUAUAUAUAAAAAAAAGAAAACAAAAACAAAUAAUUUGUCUCCCCCUACUUUGGGUCUUUAUUUUGUUUUGUUCACUGUAUGAUGGUGUUUAGACAUUGUUUUAUUUAAGUGUGGGGUAUGCGUAGAGCAUAGAAGUUUAACACAAAUAUAACAGCAACAACAAUAAUAACAGUGGUAGCAAAAUAAUAUUGCAUAAAAUAAAAAGAAAAACAUAUUAAUAAAAUAAUAAAACAUACAACAACAACAUCAACAAAUAAAUACAUAUUUGUAUUAAUAACACAAACAAACACAAACUAAAUAAAUUAAUAUAAAAAUGUUAUAAAUUUGUUUUAAACUAAAUAGAUACAAAUAAUAAUUUUGUUUACCUUUUUUAUAAAAAAAACAAAAAUAUUGAACAAAUUAUUGUGAAAUUCAAAUAAAAUAUUAAAUCUACAAAGAAGCAGUUGGUGAAAUUUUGGAAACCCUUUUUUAUCUUUUUGUGGAUUUUAAUUCACCUUAUUUCAACUUUUUGUUAAAGUUUGUGCAACAAACCAGCAGCCCUAAAAGUAGUUUCGCUUUCAAAUAAAAGACCUCCUAAGAGGUCAAGCCCCAAAUAAAUUGCGGGUGGGCUUAACAACAAACAUAACGGAAAACAGCAAAAGGCUUUGGUUCCAAAAAGCCCCAGCACACAACAUAAAAAUAAAGAGUUUUGCAAUAAACUCUUUAAAUUUUAAAAUACAAUGACAGAAAAUCAAUUAUUUCCCAUGUCGACAGAAUUAUUCGACACCUCUUCCAAUAGCAGUAAUCCACUGAAAUACGAUUUGUAUUCGUUGGGUUUAACAAGCAGCGUAGGAUCGGCCACAGCAUUAUUUGCAGCCACUUUUACGAACACAAGCAACGGCGGAGGUAUUGGCACAAAUUCUCUAUUCACACCAACCAACAACAACAACAGCAGCAGUAGUAGUGGCAGUGGUGGUAAUAGCGGUAGUAAUGUUAUGCUAACGAAUGCCAUCAGUAUACCACGUAGUAAUAAUCCAAAUCAAAGUCAUAAUCCCUAUCAAGACGAGGCACACCAUCAUCCCACCAGCAGUCCAUUUCUUAGUCAUUUAUUGCAUCAUCAGCAACAGAAUCUUCAGCAGCAACAGCACCAGCAACAUAUGAAUAGCAUGAUGUCUUCUUCAGCCAAUAUGCAGCAGCAGCAACAACAACAGCAGCAACAGCAACAAAAUCAGCAGCAACAUAAUGGUUUGUUGUCUGAUUAUUCCGAUUAUGCUUUGGAUGUUCUAGAUGCUUCUUUGUCGCCUUCACUGCUGCAAGAUGUCAGCUUAAGUGCUGCUGCCGCCUCACAGAGUCUUAAUUCCGGACAGAAUUCUAGCGCCUCCCUAACAUCACCCUUCUACAAUCAAGAUCCUUCAUCGCCUCUUAGUAAUAACAACGGUUCAGUGGGUAGUAAUGGCGCUGGCAGCGGCAGUAGUGGCAGUGGUAACUCCAAUAAUCUAAAUAUGUCCACUUCUACUGAUAUAACUGGGGUGGUUACCUUUCUCAAUUCCACCGCCAAUGCAGAUGAUUCCUCAUCUCUGAUGUACGACUCAAAUCUGGCCACCAAUUCCAUGUGGAGCGAUAUAGGCAGUGCUAUUUCCACCAAACACGAACCCUUUUCCAUAGACGAGAAUUAUAUCUUUCCGCUGGAUAAGACGGAUGUAAAUAAUACGGCUUUUGGGGAUUUUGAAGGUGAUAUAGGCAAUUUAGAAGAUAUAGGCAACUUGGAGGACUUUUUACCGUCGUCGGGUUCUCAUGAUGAUGGUGGUCACUCGUUUCAUUUAUUAUCACCGUCUUUGCAUGCAGCCGCACAAUCUAGUACGCCUUCGCCGGGUAUGGGACCACCCAUGGAACUCUUGCAACAACAGCAACAGGAACAACAUCAACAGCUACAACAAUUCUCGCAAUUACAAUCGAUGCAGAACUCUAAUGCGGGCGGUGAAGGAGGUAAUGGCAACGGCAACUCCAACCAAACAAAUGCAAUGCAAAUCCAACAGCAGCAGCAGCAACAACAACAAAAUCAUCAAAGUUCCUCUAGUCCAUAUGAAAUUUAUCACAGUACACCAAAUAAACAUCAAUUACAGCAACAACAACAACAACAACAACACAAUAGCAACUUUUCACCCGGUAGUCUACCUUCUCAUUCACCUUUACAAAUGAAUUCCAUAACGCCACCACCACCUCAUGCCAAUCGUUCACAAUACCAACAGAGUCAGGUUAAGUCACGCAACAUGCAAGAGCUGCUGAAAAAAGGUUUCUCCAUAUCACCCGAUCGCAACAAUUCGUCUGCACUGUUGGGCCACUCGGUACCCGCUAACCAUGGUCUCCUAAUGACCACCAAUGCUUUGAGUCCCAGCAGUGGCAGCAGUGGUUUUGGUAGUACAAAUGGUGCCAACAUUAGUUCAGCAUCCUCGAAUGCUCCUGUGAUAAGCGUGAAUAGUGCUCGCAAGCAAUUCUAUCAGGCCAAUGAACAAGGCAACACAAUAUCCAGAUUAUCCUCGUCGGCGCCCACACAUUUAGGACCCGCCGACAUUUGGAUGCGUAGAGAACCAAGACAGCAUUUACUUUCUACCAGUUCCUUGGCCGAAGCCGAGUCAUUCUCAUCCCUGAGUACCGCCAGUGUUUUGUCACCCGAUGGCCAUGACUACUCGCAAGAUGAUGACGAUGACAUUUCAACCGAUUACAAUAGUGAUCACUAUGACGACUGCUCCUCGGACAAUGGUUCCGAUAAUGAAGAUGAUAGUUCCACCCUACAUGGCCGUUCGAAUUCCACGAGUAGUAACCAAUUGUCCUCAUCAAAAGGUAAAGAGAGAUUCUUUUGGCAGUACAAUGUACAGGCCAAAGGACCCAAAGGCAAACGUUUGGUGUUCCAGUCGAAAUUGGAAGAUCCUCAUAUUUUGAAUGAGGUCACCGAUCCGGUAUUUAGUCCUAAUUGUUCUGUUAGAGGCAUAAAGGUGUAUAAGCAUAGUGGCAAAGCACGCAAAGGUGAUGGCAAUGACUUGACUCCUAAUCCUCGUAAAUUACACAAUAUAGGCAAAGAACUAGAUCGUUUAAGUCGCACCAUUAACGAUAUGACUCCCGUGUCCGAACUGCCCUUCAAUGUGAGACCCAAGUCACGCAAAGAGAAAAAUAAACUGGCUUCGCGGGCCUGCCGUUUGAAAAAGAAGGCUCAACAUGAGGCCAAUAAAAUUAAGCUGUAUGGUUUGGAAAUCGAGCAUAAACGUUUAAUAAAUGCUAUUAGCGAUAUUAAACAGAAUCUUGCUUUGAAAUAUCGCAAACAAAAUGUGGGCGAAAAUGCCGAGGAUGUGGAACAACAAAUUGAAAGAAUUUAUAAACAUGCUAUAGGAGGUUUAGCUAUUGCUGGCGGUAGCACCGAUUUUGUAAAUAAAGUUUUGGAAAAUGUGAAAAAUGGCCAACCCACAGGUGGUUUGGAAGAACUCAGAAAUACCUAAACAUUUAAAAACGACUUUAAAAUUAAAAAAAAAACGAAA
Molecule: messenger RNA, 3813 nt
Organism: Calliphora vicina (urban bluebottle blowfly)
Lineage: Eukaryota; Metazoa; Arthropoda; Insecta; Diptera; Calliphoridae
Gene: REPTOR
Product: repressed by TOR
Exons: 7
Coding region: 1024-3774 (916 amino acids)
Biological process (GO): regulation of transcription by RNA polymerase II; response to unfolded protein
Cellular component (GO): nucleus
Molecular function (GO): DNA-binding transcription factor activity, RNA polymerase II-specific; RNA polymerase II transcription regulatory region sequence-specific DNA binding
Source: RefSeq, a predicted model, not a curated record